Messenger RNA from Camponotus floridanus (Florida carpenter ant), 1371 nucleotides. RefSeq names its product putative insulin-like peptide receptor. The transcript is spliced from 7 exons. Bases 67 to 1371 code for a protein of 434 amino acids. Gene Ontology annotation, cellular component: signaling receptor complex. NCBI's taxonomy places the organism in Eukaryota, Metazoa, Arthropoda, Insecta, Hymenoptera, Formicidae. Gene Ontology annotation, molecular function: transmembrane receptor protein tyrosine kinase activity; protein binding; ATP binding. The record is from RefSeq and is a predicted model, not a curated record. Gene Ontology annotation, biological process: multicellular organism development; positive regulation of kinase activity; regulation of TOR signaling.
UAGAGUGAGAAAAACAAUUAAUUCAGGAUUCAACGGAAAUCGAUUGAGUGCAAACGUUUACGAAAAAUGCAAGUUAUGUUUAGAACAAUAUUAUGUGCUUUAUUGAUAGAUUUAAUACUGACAAAAGCAACUAACACGCCGAAGGAUUAUAUCACUUCGAACAUCUUCCAGGAAGAAAGUGUUUCUGUGUGUCCGGAUUUAAAUUUCACGCAGAAUAUUUCAAUGUCCGAAGAAAGUGAUCAUCAUAUAUUAAAUUUCAAAUCUGACCGAAGUUCUGAUAGUACUGUGAGAAAUAAGCGCGAAGUUGAUGAAGUUACAUUUGCAGAUAUUUCUAUCACCCCAAAAUCUAUCGAAAGCAGUUUGAGCAAGCCAACAUCUCUCAGAGCAUUUGUACAAUUCGACAGUCAAUUUACAGAAAAAGUAAACGACAUUUUUGUGAUAUUGAGAUGGAACCAACCUGAAUUUAUCGAUGAAAUAAUACAAGGGUAUACAGUGCAAUGUUUUCUCAUCGAGGACUUAAAAGAGAUUCAAAUAUGCGACGAUAAAAAUAUCACAACUUCAAAAUUGGAACAGAGGGUGCACAAUCUAACAUCUAACACGACAUAUUAUUUUCGAGUACGUGCGCAUACUAAAAUUGUUGCUGGUCCUUACACGGAUUUAAUCAAUGUGUCGACUACACAUGAAAAUCCAAUACCUAUAUCAAGAGACACGGUAGUGUCUUGUGCUAAGUCCCGCGUAAGCAACAAGACGCGCCGUGUAUCAUUACGCGAGUUGGAUAGUUGGAGAUAUGGAGAUUCUCCGUUACUAGUGUUGGAAUUAAUGGAAAUUGGUGACCUGUUAAAAUAUUUGAGAGAAUGUCGAAAUUUGCAAGCGUCAGAUUCGCAUGCUCUGCGUUUGCAAGAUUUGUUCGCCAUGUGCGAAGAUGUUGCGCGAGUAUCUUCGAGAAAUCGUGAGGAUCGUAUCAUCAAAAUUGGAGAUUUUGGACUAGCUAGAGAUAUCUACAAGGAUGAUUAUUAUUGCAUGGACGGAGAAGGUUUGCAUCCUAUUCGCUGGAUGGCACCCGAAUCUUUGAUGAUCAGAAAAUUUACUUCUCAAAGCGAUGUUUGGUUAUUUGGGGUAUUAAUGUGGGAAAUUACAUCGUUGGGUGAGCAACCUUAUAAUGCCAAGGCUAAUGAAGAAGUGAUAAAUUAUGUACGUGCUGGAGGCAGGUUGCCGAUGACUCUUAACUGUCCGUCACCAUUGUACCAAUUGAUGCUAAAUUGCUGGAGUGUAGCGGAUGCUAGACCAAAUUUUAAAUUUUGUUUGAAAAAUAUCAUAGCAUUAAGAAAGAACAUAAAAGAUGCCUUACUAAGUCCAAUCGAUACUAUUUAG